Messenger RNA from Lindgomyces ingoldianus, 1302 nucleotides. RefSeq lists its product as uncharacterized. The coding region runs from base 1 to 1302 and encodes 433 amino acids. The transcript has 5 exons. Lineage: Eukaryota; Fungi; Ascomycota; Dothideomycetes; Pleosporales; Lindgomycetaceae. The record is from RefSeq and is a predicted model, not a curated record.
AUGUCUCGUCUUAGGGGUUUCCGCGCCCGUUUAGCUAAAUUAACGGCCAUUGAGGACAACAAGACCGCCCUAAUCCAGGAUCUCAUCAACCAGGUACAGUCGCUGGAGGAUGGAUUAUCUGAUGCCCAGCAGCAGCUAGAUCGUGAGCGCCGCGUAUCGGAUAUGUUCCAGCGAUCCGAUAAGGAAAAAGAAGCUGAACUUCGCCGGAUCCACCAACGGCUAUCGCAAAUGAAUUACGUAUCCGUGUUGAUCGACGGUGAUUGCAUGACUUUCAUCGACGAGCUCCUUAGAGCAGGUGAGACUGGUGGUCGCCAGGCUGCUCGCUUGCUCAAGGCCAGCAUAAUUGAGCACCUUCGUGAGAAGUUUCCCAAGGUGCCAGCUAGUGUGAAGAUCCUAAUCAGGGUCUACGCGAACGUGAAAGGUCUUGCCAAGAGUUAUUCCGAGGCCAAGGUUAUAUCCAAUCCCGCCGAGUUCGACUCGUUCGUGAACGGUUUCAAUAAAGAAGACGCGCUCUGUGAUUUUGUGAACGCUGGCGAUGGAAAGGAAUGCGCCGAUGAGAAAAUCAAAGUUACCUUUAAAAUGAGCAUUGAAAACAUUCAGUGUUGUCACGUAGUCUUUGGUGGAUCUGCUGACAACGGGUACGCGCGUCUCCUUGGUCCAUACAGUGACUCGACAAACGUCACGCUUCUGGAAGGCCCGCCUUUCGCAAACGAACUCAGAGAACUAGCGAUCCACCUCCCGACAAUUUAUUGCCCGAAAGUGUUCCGAACAACGAAACUUGAUACUCUGAAGCCUUCGUUUGAUCUUACUCCUCCAAGGACUCCAGCAUCAGAGAAGUCAGACAUUACGAACUACGCCACAGUAGCUUCAAGAAAAGGUCAGACCAUGGUCCCAGAGCAGCCUCUCACAGUAGGAAAGGGGGUUGCGUCAAUUACUGGGAAAAUUGCCCGUAACGCCGCCGGGCAGAGGAUCGACGUGGAUCUCAAUUGCUCGAGUGCCGACAUGAAGGCUAUGAAAGCUAAGAAGUAUUGCAACGAGUACCACAUUCUUGGCCGGUGCAAGUAUAAUAAUCUCCGCAAAGGUUGUUUGUUCGGGCACGGUAUAAGGGUUAAGGGGAAGGAGCUGGAGGCCUUGCGGGCAGCAGCAAGACUCUCCGCUUGUCCCAAUGGGGUUGUUUGCAAGGAUACGGAGUGUAUCUUAGGACAUCGUUGUCUCAAGAGUCAAUGUAAGCAGGACAGAUUCUGCUUCUUUCCUCCUACUAUGCAUUUUGUUGAUACGAAGAUCAUGACCUGGGAAGCGUAG